GCGAGGUUGGGCUGCUGGUGGGGACCAGAGGCGGAAGUUGUCAGUGUCUUUCUUCACUUGACGGCGUGCUCCCUGACGGACCUCUGGCCUGUGGGUGACUCAAACAGGAAACCGCCAGCCAUCCCUUCAAAGAGCUUGGAUUCCUCUCAAAGAUACGCUUGCUUUUCAUUGCUCUGUGUUUAUUUGGAUGGUGGAGGAGUAGUUUACAGAAUCAAGAUUAUCACUCACCAGGGACAGAGAAACCACAGGACUCUCAGGGGCCACAGCCCUGAUCUGGGGAGCCAGACUUGUCUUGGCGGAACAGCUGCUCAUCUGGUUCAUUCCAUCAGCCUGGAUUGGUGACUCCGAGUCUCGGGAGAGAUCUCCAGGCUUGCUGGGAUGGGAAACCUGCUCAAAGUCCUUACCAGGGAAAUUGAAAACUACCCACAUUUUUUCCUGGAUUUUGAAAAUGCCCAGCCCACAGAAGGAGAGAGGGAAAUAUGGAACCAGAUCAGCGCCGUGCUUCAGGAUUCCGAGAGCAUCCUUGCAGACCUGCAGGCGUACAAGGGCGCGGGGCCAGAGAUCCGAGAUGCCAUCCAAAAUCCCAAUGACAUUCAGCUUCAGGAAAAAGCUUGGAAUGCAGUGUGUCCUUUGGUCGUGAGACUGAAGAGAUUUUAUGAGUUUUCCAUCAGGCUAGAAAAAGCUCUUCAGAGUUUAUUGGAAUCUCUGACCUGUCCACCCUACACACCAACCCAGCACCUGGAGCGGGAGCAGGCCCUGGCCAAGGAAUUUGCGGAAAUUCUGCAUUUCACCCUUCGAUUUGAUGAGCUGAAGAUGAGGAACCCAGCUAUUCAGAAUGACUUCAGCUACUACAGAAGGACCAUCAGUCGCAAUCGCAUCAACAACAUGCAUCUAGACAUUGAGAAUGAAGUCAACAAUGAGAUGGCAAAUCGAAUGUCCCUGUUCUAUGCAGAAGCCACGCCGAUGCUGAAAACCCUCAGCAAUGCCACCAUGCACUUUGUCUCCGAAAACAAAACCCUGCCAAUAGAGAACACCACAGACUGCCUCAGUACGAUGACAAGUGUUUGUAAAGUCAUGCUGGAAACACCGGAAUACAGGAGUAGGUUUACCAGUGAAGAAACGCUGAUGUUCUGCAUGAGGGUCAUGGUGGGGGUCAUCAUCCUCUACGACCACGUGCACCCCGUAGGAGCAUUCUGCAAGACAUCCAAGAUCGAUAUGAAAGGCUGCAUAAAGGUUUUGAAGGAACAGGCCCCAGACAGUGUGGAGGGGCUGCUGAAUGCCCUCAGGUUCACUACAAAGCACUUGAAUGAUGAAUCGACUUCCAAACAGAUUCGAGCGAUGCUUCAGUAAAGCCUUGCUCAGUGAAGAGGAUCUUUGAACUGACCUCAGAAGAUGUAUAUGUUUACAUAAUUUAAUACAGAUUGAUGUUAAUACUUGUGUAUUUACAUAACCGUUCCCUUCUUGUCACUGAAAUAUAUGGACCUUAAUUUGUAUCCUGACUGACUCAACCCAGAGAUCAUAAAUUGACUGGAGAGCCUUACCUUCGAUGUCUAGAACAAAAACCCCUUCUCCAAAAGGCAGAAUUUGGAGACGUUGAUCUUUGCUACUGGAGUUCCUUACGCCUGUAACAAUCAGAACUUCCCAACAGCUUGUGGUCAUGUUUUAAUUCUAGAUGUGUGAUCUUUCUGGGAAGUAUAGUUAGAGAAACAUGAAGAGUUUGAUUUCCUGGGUCAGUCCAGCUACAAGAAACACAACUGUUAUCCUGACAGAGAGAGAGGGGGAAUCCCAGAAAAUAAAAAUGCACGUGGAGAUGCAAACCCCAGUGUCGAAUUCAGCACACCCCCUCUCUUUCCUCAGAUGGCACAGCACCCUUGCAACUUUUCUGUUUGCACCUAUUUUAUUUAUCAGCAUUUUCUCUUCCUGUUUUGAUUUAUACCCGGUAACGUUCCCUUUCCAUUUUUCAAGAGGAAAAAAUCAGCGUGUUUGCAUCAGUUUGUGGCAGAGAAGGGAGAAUAGAGAGAUAUGCUCUUGUGACUGGGCUGGUGACUGUCGUGGAAGUGGGGACAGGUGGGGAAGAAGGGCAUCCAAGCAACAGUGACAGACAUCUCUCUGCUUCAACCCUCUGUCUCCAGGAUCAGGGAAGUGGAACUCUGGCUAAAAUUGUGGGUGAGGUUGCUAAUAUUCCAGGUGUCUGUGGAGCGCUAGGCACACAACUCCUCCUAAUAGGAGCCAUGGCCUCUGGGGACCAUUCAUGUGGUAGCAGAGAUCUAGCUAGACCUUAACUAGUUAUCAGAAAGCUUGGGGAAUUUAGAGGGGAGAUUUUUAUUUUCUGGUUAUCUGAUAUUUAAAAGACAGCUCCUCCAGGACCUAACUACCAACUUGUUACAAUGUAUAAACUCGGGCCUGAGUACUGGGAUUAAAUCCUAGACUUGUUGAUUCAGAGUGAACUUGGAAAAUUCACUUAAAUUCUAUGUGUCUCACUGUCCUCAUCUAUAAAAUGGGCAAAUAAAAUAGAUAACCUCCGAUACUCCUAUAAGACCAUGAGCCAAUAAGAAGACUGACUCUCACAUCCUUCGUUUGUAAAUAGAAUCCGGUAAGCAUCACCCCACCUUGCCUUGAUGAUUAGCGAUAUGACAAGGGUUAUUCUGUCUGCAGAUCAGAGUUUAGAGUGGAAUCUUGGAAAUCUUCUAUUCUGGUCUCCAGUGAGAAUGAAGUCAAACAGCAUCACCCCUCUGUAGGACUAGAACCCAGGAUGCCUCAUUCCUGAUUCCAUGUCCUUUUCUUUUCACCACGUGGCCUAUGCAUACAUACUAUAGGGUGAUAUUGGACACUUUUAAAUAAACCUUCAACCUGGCCUGUAUAAUUGCUUGCCUAUUUCUGAUGGAAGCAGAGAGUUGCCCAGGGAAUGAUAAUUCCAGAAGUUGGGUUUGGGUAUAUCAGAGUUUGAUGUCAUUGUCCCAAGGAAUGAGCUGUUACACCAUUACUUUCUGGAUUUUGGUGGCCAGGUGGUAGUCCCUUGAGUCCUCUUAAGAAUAGGAGAGACAUACUUAGGUUUUGUUUAUUUUUAAUAAAUCCAUUCAGUGGCAGAAUGGAUUCCCUGGUCUAUAUCUAAAUGUCAGUCAGUCAAUAUAGAGAGGAAAAGCCCUUUUCCUUAGAGCUUUUCAAGCUGAACAAGUACAGCUGGUUGGAUGAGGGUUCUGUCAUCAUAACAGAAAUGCACUAAAUGGCUUUCAAAGACCUUUCCAAACCUAGGGAUUCUUAAACCCUAGAGGAGUCCAGAAGUUGGGAUAACACUGGGUGAACAAAUUCAUUAGAUACUCAGCUUCUUUUACUUGGAAGCCACCUGUUGUCUUUGGGCAACAACUUUCAAGACUAGAAAUGUAAAAGUACUCAGUAUUUAUUGUAAUGGGGUCUAUUUUCCUCCCAUAUCAGACAAAGGACUUGCAGAGUAAAUGGUUGAGCACAUUUAUAAUUUUUAAUUCGACCUUCUCACAAGUGGGACCAAACAUAUGGGGGGAGAGCUGCUGGCCUGCCCCAGUUUAGUCAGGCCACCUUGUUUCAAAGCCAAGAUUCAUCAGUACAUGGAUUCUCAAAAGCCCAGGGCCUGAACUAUUGCUUCUGGUUAGCAGCAGGACAGGUUAACUGAAUGUCUGUGAUCACUAACAGGUGAUGGGCCUUGGGUCCACUCCAGAGCUAUAGUGGGAGACAAAUUCUUUUAACAGACUGUCCUUCAGGUGUCUUUGAACAAUCACAUUUUUGUGUGCUGCAUGCACGUGUGUCCAGGACCCAUAAACUGGGCAGGGGAAAGUGCUAGCCACGGUAUCCAUGUCAAUGUUAGCUAUAUUUCAUAUUUGCGGUCUCAUAGUUUUCAAAUAAAAGUGUACUCCAUUACUCAGAUAUUUAUUUUUGGGCAAGUGACAAGGUGAAAAUUACAUUUCUUAGAUGCACUGCUACUUUGGCAUUAUAAUUUUGUUCUCAGAAACCUUUUAUGUGCCACUAGGCAUUAGUUAAAAAAAGAAAGUGACAAUGUUUUGAAUUGUGGUGACCCCUUGGGGCUGGAGUUUUAAUUAAGAACCAGAAAGAAACUCCUGGAUACUAUCCUUUAACUAUUAGUUAAUAUCAUGCUUCAUCGGUCUUUGCUCCUAGUCAUCACCAUUGUAUCAAGAUAUUAAUGGUAAACUGAGGUUUUUAAUACAUUACCACAUUUAAAUAACAAUAAUUUCAUGCUUCCUCAAAAGAAAAAUGAAGCUUACUCAGUCUUGGGAUCUAACUGUGCAGUAGACAUCAGAGACUUCUCAUUCAAUCUUGUAUCCCAGACAGCUACAAAUUUUUGUAGAUGUUAAUAAUAAACAUUGGAAUUUUGUCUUAAAGAAACAAAAACCUUGGAACCCAAUGUUCCCACUACAUCUAUAAAGGCUGUUGCAUACACAAAGCUGUUUAAAAAGUGUCAUAUGUUGUUUGCUGAAGUCACUGUCAUUUUUUUUGCCUGCUUUGCCUCUUUUUGUACAGAAGUUUUGAGUGUGAAAUGAAAAUUAAAGUUUGGUACAUAUAUUUAAAAA
Molecule: messenger RNA, 4559 nt
Organism: Odocoileus virginianus texanus
Lineage: Eukaryota; Metazoa; Chordata; Mammalia; Artiodactyla; Cervidae
Source: RefSeq, a predicted model, not a curated record